AUGAUCAACGGCAAGCGCCCUGUCCACAACGCUCGAGCCGCCGCAAAUGAGGCCCAGGAUGAUGACGUCACAUGCACGCGGCCGAUUCACCUGGCAGCGUCCGUGGGCUGCGCCGAAGUGAUCGACCUGCUCGCGCUCGCGGGCGCCGAUGUCAACGUGUCCGACCGCCACGGAAACACGCCCGUGGGUACCGCCGCGGCCAAGGGCUACCUUGACGCCGUCGAGGUCCUGCUGCGGCAUGGCGCAGGAGGCAGCGAUUUCACGCUUCUGACCGAGUCCCAGAAGAGAGGCAGGAAGAAGGGCGCGCGGCCACUCUCGUUCCUAGCCGCUGCCGGUGGCAACAUCAAGACCAUGGAAGUGCUGCUGGAGCGGGCUGGUGGGCCGGAGCAAGCACAAGCGCUGGUCAACGCCGUGGAGCCCAGGACGGGCAAGACGGCUCUUCACUUCGCUGCGGAAAAUGGGCGCGAGCUCAUGGUGGCCCUCCUGCUCAAGAAAGGCGCUGACAAGGAUGUUCUGUGCAAUUCCAAGCAAUCGGCGUUGCACUUGGCAGUGCUCAGCGGAUGUCUCACCGUUGUGCGCAUUUUGGUGGAGCACGGCGCCAAGGUCUUGUUCUCCGCAGCCGAAGCCCAGACGAAGAAGACCCCCGUUUCGCCACUCUUCCUAGCCGCUACCUGCCAGUCCAAGAAUAUGCUGUCGCUCUUCCUUGAGAUGGGUCUCGACAUCAACACUAUCGACGAAAAAGGUUGUACGCCGCUUCACGCUGCGCUCUAUGCUGAACACGAGAACCUGGCCUUCAUCGAAUUUUUUCUCGAGCACGGAGCCGACGCUAAGGCCGUGGACAAUUUGGGCAGAAGCGUCCUCCACUAUGCACUCAGGCGCUGA
Acanthamoeba castellanii str. Neff is the source of this 882-nucleotide messenger RNA. RefSeq names its product ankyrin repeat domain containing protein 44, putative. Gene Ontology annotation, cellular component: nucleus; cytoplasm. Lineage: Eukaryota; Discosea; Longamoebia; Acanthamoebidae. Gene Ontology annotation, molecular function: protein binding. The transcript has 6 exons. The record is from RefSeq and is a predicted model, not a curated record. The coding region runs from base 1 to 882 and encodes 293 amino acids.